GAAGCAUUUUGGGCUAAUCUGAAGAUUAUAUGGGCGUGUGUUUAUUUUCUUACGAUAAUUAUGACUCUAGACAUUAUUACAUCUAUUUAAUUGAUUAAUAGAGCUGCACUCAGAAGAGUACAUGUCAGGUAAUGAAGAAACCUUUGAGCACUGACAAUUAACUUUGUGUCAAGUCAUGUAAUAAUCUUGAAUGCUGUGUCAUCUCACCUUUGCUAGUAAAGCAAAAAAUCCUAACAUGUAUUCGUCCUACAUAUCGAAGAGUGUGCUCUGUAACCUUUAGUCAGAGAUUUUGUGCUUUCACAAUUGAUUUCAGUUGAAAGGGGAGUGCUGUUAUCAGAACCAGGGCUCAUGGACUCUGAGUGUAUUACACAAGCCCAAGCGUGUAACCUUUUAGACCCUCCUGUUAAAUCGGACUAUGACUCUGCAGACUUGUUACAUAACUUCACCUUCAGCACCAGGUUUUGAUGUAGAAAGCACCUUUCAGUUAAUUUAUAUUCCCAGGGGUGAAGCAGCAGAAACAUCUAAAGCUGUAACCAUGGUAUUUACAGACCGUCUAGCAGCUUAUUUGGCAGGGGUAAUCCUGUCACACCUGGCCCUAACCUGUGUUUUCCUUCUGGCCACGCUCGCUGCCGUCCGCUGGUACAUCAGAGAUUCCUACAAGGUUGAUGGUUUCAGCCAGAAACAUGUGCUCAUCACAGGCUGUGACAGCGGCUUUGGGAAUCUUCUGGCCAAACAGCUGGACCGAAAAGGUUUCCAAGUCAUGGCCGCCUGCCUCACAGAGAAAGGUGCCGCAGACUUGGCAGCGGCUGCCUCCCCCAGACUGAAGGCCUUCCUGCUGGAUGUUACGGACAGCGCGAGCAUCAGGAAGGCGGUGGAGUCUGUGAGCAGAGAGGUCGGAGAGCGAGGUCUGUGGGGUCUGGUGAAUAAUGCAGGAAGAUCGACACCCAUCGGCCCAACAGAAUGGAUGAAGUUAGAGGAUUUCACAAAGGUUUUGGAUGUGAAUCUGUUAGGAGUGGUUGACGUAACCCUCCAGUUUCUGCCUCUCUUAAAGAAAGCUCGGGGCAGAGUGGUGAAUGUAGCCAGUAUUCUGGGACGACUGUCUCUCACUGGUGGAGGAUACUGCCUGUCCAAAUGGGGAGUGGAAGCCUUUUCUGACAGCCUCAGGAGGGAAAUGCAGCACUUUGGUAUUAAUGUGAGCAUCAUCGAGCCCGGUUUCUUCAAGACUAACGUGACCCGCAUUGAUCUUAUUGACGCUAACCUGAGGAGACUGUGGUCCCGCCUCCCUCAAGAUGUGAAAGACUCAUAUGGAGCUACAUACUUUGAUGAGUAUGUGAAAGCUCAGACCUUCUCCAUGGGACUCUUGUGCAGUCCGGAUAUCUCUAAGGUGACGAGGUGCAUGGAGCACGCGCUGACCGCUCGCUUCCCACGCACACGUUACGCAGCAGGCUGGGACGCAAAGCUUUUCUGGAUCCCUUUGUCCUACCUCCCUUCAUUCAUUGCAGACUUUAUAGUCAAUUUGAUUCUCCCUUCUCCUAAACAAAAGAUGUAAAUAGCAGACAGCCUUUAACAUCGCUGUAAAACUUUGUAUGACUGUGUCAUUACUUCUCUCCUGUGUAUAUGUUGACCAUGUUCACCCUAAGCUAAAGCUGAUUGAGAUUUUCCCACACAGCAUCUCUAGGGGUUAGAAAAGAUGAUUCAAAAAAAGAUAAAACAGUAGCUCAAAUAACCACUUGUUAAAACCAAGAUAUACAGAAGAGCAUCUCUGAACACACAACACAUCAAACACUGAAGGAGAUGAGCUAGAGCAGCAGAUGACCCCACCGGGUCCCAUUCCCAUCGGCUAAGAAGAGGAAGCUAAGGUUACAAUGUGCACGGGCUCACCAAAAUUAAACAAUACAAGACUGGC
Molecule: messenger RNA, 1906 nt
Organism: Maylandia zebra (zebra mbuna)
Lineage: Eukaryota; Metazoa; Chordata; Actinopteri; Cichliformes; Cichlidae
Gene: rdh1
Product: retinol dehydrogenase 1
Biological process (GO): steroid metabolic process
Cellular component (GO): intracellular membrane-bounded organelle
Molecular function (GO): oxidoreductase activity
Source: RefSeq, a predicted model, not a curated record